Messenger RNA from Bacillus rossius redtenbacheri, 3584 nucleotides. It is a transcript of the gene lin-52, whose product is annotated as protein lin-52 homolog. The coding region runs from base 62 to 511 and encodes 149 amino acids. The record is from RefSeq and is a predicted model, not a curated record. NCBI's taxonomy places the organism in Eukaryota, Metazoa, Arthropoda, Insecta, Phasmatodea, Bacillidae. Gene Ontology annotation, cellular component: DRM complex. The transcript has 7 exons. Gene Ontology annotation, biological process: regulation of DNA-templated transcription.
CUUUCACUUUGUUGUAACGCAGAUGGACGUUUGUAAAUGACAUACGGGAUUCUCAUCCACAAUGAGCGAAAAUCGACGAAAACAAGAAAUUCGCCAACGACCUGUUUUGCAGGAUGACGUCACGUUGAGCAUCGUGGAGAAAAGUUUAAACGAAAUGGCUGAUGACGCUGAGCCCGGGAAAAUUCAAUGUGAGGCUACGUUACUGGACGAAAGUCUGUUGAGUAUGGAGAAGCUCGAUAGAACUUCUCCAGAACUGUGGCCUGAACAAAUUCCUGGUGUUUCUGAGUUUGCUUCAUACUCCAAGACUACAAAUUCAUCGCCUCAGCCGUGGACAAAAGGAUUGGACAACAAUGAUUUGAACCUCUUGAAUCAUUUAAGUAGUUUGACUGCUACCGAAAUGAUAGCCGAGGUGAAGAAAUUGCACGACAUUGCUUAUCAACUUGGCAGAGAGGAGGCUAAAGAAAUGACCCGAGGAAAAUAUUUAAACAUCUUGCCUCGGAGAAGACGAUAACAUUGUUGUAACAGUUGUUGUUGAAGAAGAUUAUAUGUUGCAUGUAAAAUUAAUGAUUUAGCUAACAAAGUUUGUAAAUUGAACUAUUUUAUUUGUAUUCUCACUUACAUUACGUGUUUAUUACAUGUAAAGAUAUUUUCAGAAAUAUUUCAACAAAAUUUUAUGAAGUGUUUGUAUAUUUGAGUUUUAAGUAACACAAGAUUGUGUUUGUUUUUUGAGAUAAAUUAUUGACUGUUAAAAUUGUUGUAGUAUUGAUUUAUUUUACCUUCUAAUCAUUGGUGUGAUCCACAGAUAUCAUUCAAAACCUCAUAACUCAUUUGUAUGGCCAUUCUAGUUUGAGAUGACAAAUAUGAUAAAAUUGAAAAUCUCUGCGCUUUGCAGGAAAAUAUAGGGGGGCGGGAGGUAGGAAUCAUGGUACCUCAGAUCUUGGCAAGGAGACUCCACGGUAUGGAAGCGAAAGUUCAUCUUGAUGGCAGUUCCUGUGAAAUACAUUUUUUUUUCCCCCACCUUUUUACAUCUCCAAGCUAUCUGGGAAUCAAAUCCAGGUGUCAGUAAUAAUUUUAGGUGUUUUAAUAAUUUAAUGUAUGGAAUAUCCAGAAGACCAAAAAAAAAAAUUGUCUAGGACCAACUAAUAUAUUUGUAAAAAGCACACAAAAAGCAAACCAAGCUGUUGCAAAUACACACUUCUGUUGUUUUUGUGCACAGUUAUUUUCUCAUAGAACGUGAACUGAAUUUCUCCUGGGUGUUGUAAGAAAGGUCAGGGAGCAGACAUUUGACUUCGGUUGAUAGGGGGACCAUCACUUUUAUCAGUUGCCCUGCCCCGCCUGGUUCGCUGGGGAAGUCCCACAGAUGCAAGAUAGCAGCAAGCUAGGGACCUUGUUGUAGUACAGCGACUCACUACUGCUCUCGCUGCAUGUCGAGAACUUCUCUCUCAUCUGCGAGCAACUGCUGACGUAAGUCACUGGAACAGUUGUCAUAUAUAUAUAUAUAAAAAAAAAACAAGACAUGGUUAGCAUUUCCAAGUUGUUGGCAAGCAGCAUGUGGGUGUUUAUGAUGAUGGCUACUCUACUGUCGUCAGGAAAUUCCUUACCUGCUCAGAUAAAUCUCCCCGUGAAUACCGUAAUUAUCUUUCCAAGACGUUUUAGAGAGCGAAAGUUUAGAGGACGUUUUCGGAAGGUCUUAUGAGGAUUGAAUUAACAGGAUCUCUUGCAACAAUGAUGGCAGGAUGAAGAAAUACAUGAAUACCACAAAGAAUUUAUUAGCAUGCUGCUAUGUUAGUCAAAAUUGUAUGGGUAACUUUAUACACUUGUUUAACAAUUUUCUCAAUAUUAAUUUUAAUUAAAAAGUCUACAAAGAAUAACAUACCUAAUUUUUUUUUUCAACUUUCAAAUAUACACACUUUUUUUAGUAUUAUGCUAAAAAUAUAUUCACUCUUUUUAAAUAAAUAUGUCAGUGAUUUUAGCAGUACGCAAAAAACAUUAGCUUACAAACACGAAUCAACUAAUUAAUAACCUGUGAAUAUAUAAAAUAAUUUAUUACAUUAUACAUUUUAUUAUGGUGUUUUUUUGUUCUGUACACAAUUUUAUUGAAUUCCUACAUGUUAAUGUAUAAAAUAUCACAUAGCAACUGCAAAAAUAUACAUUAUUAUUAUUACUAUUUAAGUAUUUAUAAAACUAUGGUACAAUAUACAGCAAAAUUAUAAGUGCUUUAUUAUUUUCAUGAAGACAUUUUGAUCUUCAGAGAAUUACAUUAAUUUUUAAACUACAGCAAAACAUAACUGUAACAAGUAAAUUAUAAAACUAUCUAUGGAUGGAUGAAUAAAUAUGAAUUGAUGUUCUUUUCAAACAGGCAGAUUUGCUAUGCAUUUCAAUUUUAAUUUUGUUAUGAUUUCAAUAAUUACACACAAUCUUAUACAAAUUACAAGCAAGAAAAAUGCUAUUUACCUGUGAUGCAUAUUGUUUUCUACUAACAAAUAUAUGGAUGUCAAAUUGUUCAUUUGCAUACAAUCACUGGCAGGUCAAAGUGGUCCAAUGGAUGGCCAAUAAUUAAGGGUUAUCAAUUCCGCAAAUCAGUUCUCGCAGUAUGAAAUGUGACAAAUUUUAUGCUAACUUUCAAAUUUAACGUGGCAGAUUGUUCUUUAAUAUUUAACAGCUCUAAGCAAUUGUAUUCACUUGACAUCAAAAGCAACAAAAUAAACAUUACAGAGAACUGUUCUUAUAAAAUGAAAUUAAAAUAUUUUCUCCCAAUGUUCUCACCACGAAAUUAUGGUUGCUAGUGGUACAUAGUUACUGUAGUUUGAACACAGUAGGCAUUUAACUAAUGCAGCAUUCAUAUUGAUUUCUGCUUAGAAAAUGUAUGAAUUGUACAAAAUUGUGCAGUUUAUAAAUGUAAUAAUAAUAAUAAUAAUAAUGAUGCCAUAUUGACACAAAUACCAAACACAUGUACAAGUACACAGUAAUCCUCAUUUCUAAUAGGAGUUUAAUUAGUGUGAAUCAGUAUUAAGUUACAUAAAAUAUGAACCUGUACAGUGAUAGUGAGCAAAGCACCACAAACAAGACUUAGAAAGUGUUAUGCACCAAUGGGUAAUGUGUACAUUUUCAUUACAAAUAACUUCUUUCAAAUUAAUUACCUUAAGUUUUAGUUUGCUUAACUAUGAAGGCCGAAACUCAUGGACGUAAUCGAGAGGUUUGGCACCGUAACAGGUGCUUUGUCUUUAACAAAUAAUUCUUCUCCAAAAUCCUUCACUAAAGUUAUGAACAAAGAUCACCUCAGUCACUUGAAUACAAAUUGAGAUAAGUUUACACAAUUAAAUUUGCUGCAAAUUGCAAUCAACUCCUCCAACAGUAAUCAGUUCGCCACGCGAACAGUACUUAUUUUGGUACGAAACACAACACUAAAACAGUUCCACUUUACUCAUAAACAAUAAUGUUUGCUCAACACUAACUACAUGUUCAAAGUUAAUAUUAGUGAACAAAAUUAAUCGUGCAGUUAAUGAAAUUCCUUCAAGAUGAGAUGAGGGUUUUUUUUUUUUUUUAUCUUCCAAGCACUACAGUGUUGAAGUAGCGCGUGCAGU